Messenger RNA from Malaya genurostris, 5966 nucleotides. It is a transcript of the gene Ask1, whose product is annotated as mitogen-activated protein kinase kinase kinase 15. Gene Ontology annotation, molecular function: ATP binding; protein kinase activity. The transcript is spliced from 10 exons. The record is from RefSeq and is a predicted model, not a curated record. Bases 722 to 5407 code for a protein of 1561 amino acids. NCBI's taxonomy places the organism in Eukaryota, Metazoa, Arthropoda, Insecta, Diptera, Culicidae. Gene Ontology annotation, biological process: protein phosphorylation; MAPK cascade.
CGUAAUCUUCAAAUGGUGUACUUGUUUUGGACCGCUCGGGAAACCGUAAUUUUUGUUCGAAGAUUUUCGCCGAAGCCGGUUGUAAAUAGUGUCGUGUGAUAUUUCAAGUUGUUCUGGUUGCAUUAGCAUUGAUUAUAACCGUAAUUUCAUCUACCACGGGUUCGUGAAAAAAAUUGGCUUCCUACGAAGCCAGAAGUUUUGUAGUGACAAGUUUUCUUGUUAGGAUUAAAAGUGUUACAUUUUAAUUUAGGUUUUCCUAAAUGUCAGUAAGUAAGUAAGCAAGCAGUUGAAGGGGCAUAACCUGUGUGCUCCAGACAGUGCAGACCGCCAUGGCGCAGUAAGUGUACGUGGGUGUCAACAACUUCCACUCAUUCGCACUCGUUGCGAUCGUUGCAAACACAAAGAAUAACAAAAAGUGAUCGACACAAAAAAAAAUAACUUGUAUUGUUGUGGGAGGAAAUCCCUCUCGCGCUUCGAGUGAAAUACAUAAAUUAGCCAUUAAAGUUUGAACGACUCUGUUCGAAGUAGAAUCGGACUAUCCGGAUGUAGCAUCGAGGACACACCGAUCGCCGGUUAUGGGUGCGAUUUUCCCCUAGAACACACGGAGACCCCAGAGGCAUUCGGAAUUUUCGCGUCGGCGAAGAUUUCAGCAGCAGCAAAAAGCAGCAAACCCCCGGUAAACAAACUGACAGCAAAACUGGCGACCGAACCGGAAAUUGCGAUGCAGCCGGCGGUGGAGGCCGUGACGGAGGAGUUGGUGUUGGAUUCGGGGACGAUAGAAGAUACAGAACCGCUCCCCUCGCCGGGAAUCACCACAACCUCCUUCGCGGACAGUAUGUCCAAUCUGAGUGACAUUUCGUCCAACACGGCCGUACUGAACGGAAACGUCGUCGGUGGUCUGGCAGGUGCGGGAACGGCUGGCUCCAGCAACAACAACAACAACAACAACAACAACAACAGUGGUGCCGGUGGAAAUGGAUCCCAGGCUGGAUCCAGUCGUCCCCGGAUGGAUAUAGCGUGUGUGAUUGAUACGCACCUGGCACAGCGCAAGGUGGCUUUCGAAGAGGUGAAACUUGCUUGUCUGCAGGCUUGCGCAAAUCUUCAGCUGCUGGAAUUCGAAAAGUUGGACUUCGGUGAACUGAACACGGUGGAUAGCUUCUACAGUGCGGACGUAGCCGUCGUUGAUCUCAGUGUCCAGGCGCAGCAGAGUACCCUGAGCUACCAUUUGGGGGUACGAGAGAGCUUCGAAAUGAAGGAGAAUAUUGUGAUUUAUAACGACGCGGAGAGUGAGGCUACUCUGAGAAUGAAAAUCUCGUGUGGGAAUUAUACGUUCGUGCCUUAUCGAGUGGCGGAAGGUGGAAGCUGUGUGGUGACAAAUCCCGGAAAGGGAGGUUACCUGGAGGAGAUGGAAUCGAAGAUCAGUCUUUUGGGCCGACUGAGGAAGAUUUUUCAAGAUGUAGAGAUCCAAUCGAAGGCCCAUCUGAGGGAAAAGUUCCUGGCGGACCUGAGGGGUGUCCGGGAUCAGUAUGCAGGAAACGUAGAAGAACUGCAAAAAAUGCUGCGAAACAUGAGAAAAAGACUGGAUGACCCACAUGUCCUGUCGAAAGAGAUCGUACAAACCUACAUGCUAUCGUUGCGAGAUGUUCAAGACUACGAUGCGAUGGUUAUGCUGGUGGACGAUUUACAAACCGUACCGAAUAAGCAAAACUACAUCAACACCGGCAAUAUGAACUACCUGUACGCGUUCGCUUUGAACCGGCGAAACAAGGAGGGCGAUCGUGAUGCGGCACUGAAAACCUGCAUCAAAGCUCUGGAGAAGAAAGAGAACCACUUUCCGGAUAUGCUGUGCCUGUGCGGUCGAAUUUACAAAGAUAUUUUCGUUGAAUCCAGUCGAACCGACAUGGAAUCUUUGCAGAAUGCCAUUACGUGGUACCGGAAAAGUUUCGAAAUCCAGCCGAACGAGUUUGCCGGUAUCAAUCUGGCCACCCUGCUGGUGAUCGAAGGUAAAGAUUUCACGGACAUGGAACUGCAGCACAUCGGAAUGGUGCUGAACAAUCUGAUCGGCAAAAAAGGGUCGCUCUCAUCGAUCAAAGACUACUGGAACGUGGCAACGUUCUUCGAAAUCUCCGUACUAGCCGAGAACUACGCAAAGGCCAUCCAAGCGGCGGAGUGCAUGUUCCGGUUGAAACCACCCAAAUGGUACCUGAAAUCUACCAUCGGCAACAUCACACUGAUCGACUGUUCCCGGCGCAAAUCGGAAGAAUCGUUGGCAUCGAUCGAGCAGCAAAUCUUUCAAUUUUGGAUGGAAUUUUUCAUCGAAGCCACCAACGCCGAACCAUCGUCUACGGUUCGGUUUCCGAUUUUGAUCCAAGAAACGCAAAAGAUUCUGAUGCCAUCGUACGUGUCGGUGCACAUGAACGCGGAACAAAAGUCCAUCGACAUCACCAAUAUCUGCCAGCAGCACGAGAAGGAAAAGUGCCGGAAGGUUCACAACUUCAAUUUCCUAGCCAGUCAGAUAAAAUCCGUCAGUUUGUACAAACGAGACGAACGAUGUGCCUAUCUGUACGUGCAGCAAAACUCGGACGACUUUCAGAUGUACUUUCCGUCGGUCCAGUGUCGACAGCAGUUCUAUGAUUUGAUUCUGCAAAUGACGGCCGAACAAGGGUGCGGUUUUAUAGACUUAUCGACGGAGACGACCAGUGAUGAGAUUAAUUACGAGUACGAAAUGGACGAUCAAACUCGCCGAAUCGUGCUGGGGCGAGGCACCUACGGUACCGUCUAUGCCGCGCGGGAUCUCAAUACCCAGGUGAAAAUUGCCGUUAAGGAAGUGCCGGAAAAGUUCAGUCACGAAGUCCAACCUUUGCACGAAGAAAUCAAACUGCAUUCGCAGUUACGCCACCGGAACAUAGUACAGUACUGGGGCUCAAAAUCGGAAGACAAUUAUUUCAAAAUCUUCAUGGAGCAAGUCCCAGGAGGAUCACUUUCGGCCUUACUCCGAUCAAAAUGGGGACCACUCAAAGACAACGAAGCGACUAUCGCAUUCUACUCCAAACAGAUCCUGGAGGGAUUAAAGUAUCUCCAUGACCAAAAGAUAGUGCACCGUGAUAUCAAAGGGGACAACGUACUGGUGAACACGUACAGUGGUGUCGUGAAGAUAUCCGACUUUGGAACGUCGAAACGGCUAGCCGGAAUCAAUCCAGUCACGGAGACUUUCACCGGAACGCUGCAGUACAUGGCACCGGAGGUUAUCGAUCAGGGUGUUCGCGGUUACGGACCGGCAGCUGACAUCUGGUCUUUCGGAUGUACCGUCGUCGAGAUGGCCACCGGAAAGCCACCCUUCGUUGAGCUGGGAUCACCGCAGGCCGCCAUGUUCAAGGUUGGCUUCUACAAAAAGCACCCCGAAAUACCGGCCGAACUGUCGCCGAUAGCGAAAAAUUUCAUCAAACGCUGCUUCGAGGUGGACGUGGACAAACGGGCGACGGCGGCUGAACUGCUGGAGGAUCCCUUCCUGUCAGACAAGCACAAAAAGAUGCGCGCCUCCAUCAGCAUUCCGAACACCGUGAGUACGGCUGAGUUCUCGCGCAGUGUCAGCAUGCCGGCGGACCGUCACACCAGCAAAACACUCAGCUCCCAACAAAGCACCGCCAGUUGCAAUACUCCAACCGCCACGUUGGAAGAAGGUAGUUCACCGCCAAUAUUCGCCUCGACCCGAUCAGCCUCCAUCCGGAAGAACAAACAUCUCGCCCACCUGACACCGAUUCAAAUGCCCAAUCACCUCAGUAGCAUAGGAAAUCUCGCCGAAACUCCUUCGCUGGAAAUUGAAGCCAUCGAUCCAACGCCGGCCGGCUUUCAGCUGAACCGCCGGAGUUCCUCUGGUGGCUUGCUUUCUCCAGAGGUGGAACUUCUGUCGAGUUCGAGCAAAUCACCGCUGCUGAAUGGCGAAGCAAACGAAAGCGACGGGUUUUAUCUGCUCAAGAAAGACUCCCAGCGGCGCGCUACGCUUCACCGGGUGCUGGAACACGACGAACGAAAAAUCUGCCAGGUGUGGAUGGAGAAAAUCGUUUCCGACCGAAAGGAAGCCGUCGUCAUCAGUCUGUCCCAUCUGGAAACGUUGAUUCGGGCGCUGCGAACUUACAUCACCGAACAGAAGAAGGAACAACUGGAGACGGCCAUCAGUGGGUUGAAGAAAAGUUUGGACUUCGAUUCGACGGCAAUCGAUCAUCUGCAUCUGGCGAUGUACUCGUUUCAGGAUGCGGUUAUUUCGGUUUUGCGAUCACAUAACAUCAAACCGCAUUGGAUGUUUGCGUUGGACAAUCUGGUGAAAAGUGCCGUCCAGGCAGCGAUUAUGAUUCUGUCUCCAGAACUGGGUCGAAAUUUGGCCGGUAAGUUCCGUAACGAUGAAGAUGAUGACGAUGAAGACGACAUCAAUGGGAUUCCGGGUGGUGCACGACGGGAACGUGUGGCCGGUGUCGGAAUUGAUGGUGGUCACGGGGCUGCAAUCGACGACGAAGAUGACGACGGUGAACUAUCGACUUCGGGGGUGGGUACCGUCAAUUCGGUGACGCUGGCCAAACCGGCCAAACUAAGCCGAACCAAGGCAGUGCACGACCAGAUUACGGCACUGCGGGCUGAGAAUAUAAGACUGAUGGAAGAUCUGUAUGAAUCUCACAAGACGUAUCACGGUGUGUUCCGGACGGCUCUGGACGGGCAGACGACCGGCGUAGAUAUGGUACGAACGUUGGCAGCGCAGCUGGUGUCGAUGGCCGGUCGCUACGAGAGUCGUGUUUCGCAAGGGUACGCCAGCGAUCUGACCGAUAGUCCAGGUAUCGCAGACGAAACAGACGCUUCCAACAAUAAUUUUCUUCGGCCAAACCGGAAGCCGUCGUCGGUUCGAGCAAUUCCAUUUCGUGAAACUCGCGACGCAGCUGUUUCGGCCGAUGGAGUCACCGUACCGGACGCUAGGUUAGACGAGUGGCUGAUUCAGCAUGGAUUCGAUGAAACUGUUCGAAGAGUCAUCCAAUGGCAUGAUUUUACCUACGACGAUUUCAUCUUCGAGAUGGACCAGGACGAUCUACGACGCAUUGGAUUAAGAGUCGGCACCGAGAUCCGGCUGUGGCGCGAGCUUCGCAAUCAUCGACGCGCACAUCCUCUCCGUCCAUCCUGGUCACCGUUUCCACUGGAAGAGCACCACCAUAGCCAACACGAGACUCCGGUCCUGUCUCCUCCGUCGAAUUCUUCCUCCUCACUGGCAACGGUUCUGCUCAGCAACGGUGUCGGAUUUCCGGACGAGCCACGCCAACAGCAGCUGAAACCGAUCUCCAACUCGAGCAGCUACGAUUCGAACCACUCGCUCGGAACGAACGCCUCGUCCGAGUACGAUUCCUGCUCGGGAAUGGAUUCAUCCUGAGGUAACGCCGGGCGGAAACGUUCCGCCAAUCAGGCUACUGCCGCCAGCAAUACUAGACAAGAGAAAACCAUGAGGCAAUAAUCAACCCAGUGAUCGCUCAACCCCUAGAUAUUUAAGGUCAGAGCUCUCCUCAUUCAGUCUCACUCAUGAAGGGGAACAGCGACAAGUUCGAAUUAGUUAGUGUUUACUAGAUCGUAAGCAAUAUUUACUCCGGAUAUGCCACAAUCCUGAAAAAUCACAUUUGUUUGAUACGCAGCUACUUCGGGAAGUGUUCCUCUCUAUCAAAACAAACGUAGCUUGUUACUUUAAAGUUAGUGUUCCAAAUGCCCUUCCAAAUCGUUCUGGCAUCUAAAAUCGUUGAUAUUUUAUUGUUACAAAUAAGAUAAAAUCUGAAUAGGUUGCACAAUAAUUGUUAGUUAGUUAGUUGCCAUAUAUUUUUUUCCCAGUACCACGCAUGCGUCCAAAACAGACAUAAGUGAAUAGUGAAUAAGUGUUUUUGCAAUAAACUAUGUCCCAGCUUGUUUGUGGGAAUGCAAUCGUUAUCGCAUCAAGUGGUUAA